GUGGUAGGAGGGGCUGAGGUGAGUCCGGAGCUGGAGUCUGAGGUGAGCCCGGCGCGGGGUACCGCAGGAGGCGGGCGCGGUGGGCGCUCCGGUCGGUCAGCAGCGCCUCCGUCCCGGCACAGGGGGAGCGCGGGAUUCUUGUUCCCGUGAAAGGAAAUCUCAUGCUCCUGGAAAUGGCCUGAUAUGAAGGAGUCAUACCUGCAGCUUUCCCAAGCUGCCCUGUGGGUGCCUUGUCCUUCAAGUGCAGGAGCUGGCUGAAAUGUCAGGAAUGGAAGCCAAUGUGACUAUCCCAAUCUGGCAAAACAAGCCACAUGGGGCUGCUCGGAGUGUGGUGAGAAGAAUUGGGACCAAUCUACCCUUGAAACCUUGUCCCCGGGCAUCCUUUGAGACCCUGCCUAACAUCUCUGACCUGUGUUUGAGAGAUGUACCUCCAGUCCCUACUCUGGCUGACAUUGCUUGGAUUGCUGCAGAUGAAGAGGAAACAUAUGCCCGGGUCAGGAGCGACACGCGCCCUCUGAGACACACCUGGAAACCCAGCCCUCUGAUUGUCAUGCAACGUAAUGCCUCAGUGCCCAAUCUGCGUGGGUCUGAAGAGAGGCUUCUGGCUCUCAAGAAACCAGCCCUGCCCGCCCUAAGCCGCAGCACUGAGCUGCAGGAUGAACUAAGCCACUUGCGCAGUCAGAUUGCUAAAAUAGUGGCAGCAGAUGCAGCUUCGGCUUCAUUAACGCCAGAUUUCUUAUCUCCAGGAAGUUCAAAUGUCUCUUCUCCUUUGCCUUGCUUUGGAUCCUCAUUCCACUCUACAACUUCCUUUGUCAUUAGUGACAUCACUGAGGAGACUGAGGUAGAGGUCCCUGACCUCCCAACAAUCCCCCUGCUUUGUUCUGCCAGCCCUGAAUGUUGCAAACCAGAACACAAAACUACCUGCAGCUCAUCUGAAGAGGAUGACUGCAUCUCUCUGUCCAAGGCCAGCAGCUUUGCAGACAUGAUGGGCAUCCUGAAGGAUUUUCACCGGAUAAAACAGAGCCAAGACCUGAGCCGGAGUUUACUGAAGGAAGAAGACCCUGCUGUACUUAUCUCUGAGGUCCUUAGGAGGAAGUUUGCUCUGAAGGAGGAAGACAUCAGUAGAAAAGGAAACUGACAGCACUGGCUCUGCAAAUUCAAGUCUCUUGCUCCUGACCUCCUUCAAUAGCUGCCUUCCUCGCUGCAGAUGUCUGUCUGGGUUAGAAUCUGCAACAGUCUUGCUGACUAGGGCUCCCGCUGGAAGAAAAGAGCUGGAUUAUGUUACCUGCACUUAAACUUGGCAGAAACUAAGGUUUAUGGGUUUUUUGAGAUGAGGCGUUUGUUACAGGUAGGGUGGAGUGUCUCUGUUUAAGGGGUGACGUUUCUUGUUUUUCUUUUGUCUCUGUGAAAAUAGGCCCUAAAUGACUUAAUCCACUACAUUAGACUCAUAAUUGGUCUCACUGGACACUUUGUGCACAGCUGUCACUCACUCUCAGCAGCUUCC
Molecule: messenger RNA, 1504 nt
Organism: Acomys russatus (golden spiny mouse)
Lineage: Eukaryota; Metazoa; Chordata; Mammalia; Rodentia; Muridae
Gene: Mtfr1l
Product: mitochondrial fission regulator 1 like
Exons: 7
Coding region: 260-1138 (292 amino acids)
Biological process (GO): mitochondrial fission; aerobic respiration
Cellular component (GO): mitochondrion
Source: RefSeq, a predicted model, not a curated record